AUGGAUUUUGAUGUUAUUAAGGCUAUAUUAAGUAAGAAAGAGGAUUUUUUGAGGCGCCAUCUGGUGUUGUCCACGUCAGUAAUAAAUAAAUUGAGACAGAUGGACGUCAUCGGAAAAUAUACAAGAGAUCAAAUGUUGGCUAACAAAACGGAUGUUGACAAGCAAAUGACACUUCUGUCGAUAUGCCUGAGAACACGGGGUCUUCCAGCUUUCCAAGGAUUUCUACACGUUUUGCGCAUGACCUUUCACGGCUGGCUUGCAGAUGACAUUUUGGAUACUAGUAUAGAUAUUGGUGGCAUGUCAACAAAUGUUGGAAACACUAUAGCUGUUCGCGAUAUCCUAAACCAAAUGUAUCAGAAUAAAGUACAAAGUGAGCAGUUCCAGUACAAGCCGAUAUAUCUCGCUGAAUCAGAGUAUCCAUAUGUACCAUAUUUUCCAAAAGGGCAAGGCUAUCGACAUGAACCAAACGCAAGGCAUCCUUUUACUGAGCCAGACGCCAAAAGACAAACACGUUCGGAGCACCAAAGCAGAAGACAUGAAUACACUUCCGCUUCUAACAAUAACGAAGUCCCACUGAGCGAACAAGUACCCGAAAAUUUACGAUAUCUUCAGACGGCUUUUGACAGCGAGUCAGCAGCAACUCGCAAAUCAAUAUCCGUGUUGAGACAAGAGGAGAUAACCAUCAAAGCACUCCUACAAAACAACUUAAGAGAGCAGCAAGAUCUACUUUCCCGCCAGCAAGCUUUGGAAGAAAUAAAGGAUAAAAUAAAAGAAUUAAAUAGAACAGCAACGCAGCUGUACAGACCGGAACCUGAUGUGCACGUCUCGAAGAAGAGACUGAAACAUCUGCAGCGAAUUCCAUGGACAGACAAAGACUAA
Molecule: messenger RNA, 879 nt
Organism: Mercenaria mercenaria
Lineage: Eukaryota; Metazoa; Mollusca; Bivalvia; Venerida; Veneridae
Exons: 2
Coding region: 1-879 (292 amino acids)
Biological process (GO): regulation of apoptotic process
Source: RefSeq, a predicted model, not a curated record